AGUGAUUGAAAUAGUGGUAGAUUAAAUGUCAAAUGGCGUGUCUGCUCAAGAAGAAUACGAUAAACUGACGAAAUUGAAAGAUGAGCUCCUCAAGCAACUAGAUUUCAUAGAUAAGAGGAUGGAGCAAUUGAAACAUCAAAUUACUGAUGAGUAUGAUAACAAGCUAGUUGUUACUUCAGAUCCGGAGUUUGACGAUCCUAACACCGAUCCACGCUACGAGAGGUCGAAAUACCGUUCGAAGGUAACGAAAGAUGACACACAAAAGUUGGAACAAUCUCGACCCGAAUCGAGUGUUAAGGGUCUCUUGAAAGGUCACAAACUCAUAAGCUCUUCAAUUUCUCAUCGACAUGAAGCUCUACAGAGAGAGAGAAUGGAGAAAAACUUAAAAGUUGAAAAGCAAAGAAAGUUGUCAAGAUCCCAAAGCGAUACUUCUGGAUCCAUUUCUGCGCUAAACGAAUCUUUACAAAAAGCGAAAGAGGCUAGGAAGGUUGCACUACAAAGAGAAGAUGAGCGGAAAGCAAUUCAUGCGAAUGAGCCUUUUCGGCCUGGUUUUGAGAUUCACGAAUUACCAUUGAAUUUUGAAGAAAAUGUUGUUUCUCAUAAAACUGAAAUGGGUGAUAAGUAUAACCCCGAGAAUGAUCCCGCAUUUGAUAAGUACUCUCACAUGUAUGUUUCAAAAAGGUAUUUACCACGAGAAACUCUAGAUUGCCAAAUAGGUAACACGAAAGUGUUUAGAACAAAAUCAUUGUUAGCAUACAUGUCGCUAAAUGACGAGCUCAUCAUGGAAACCAAUUUUAUUUUAGUGGGAAUGAUAUCAUACAAAUCGGAUCCGGCACUCUCGAAUGACGGGAUAUCAAAAUAUUUGAGGAUUCGACUCACUGAUUUUCUUUUUGAGAUACUUCUACUGUUGCAGGGAGAUGCAUACAACAAAUUUUGGAAGUUGCCGGUGGGUUCCAUUAUUGCUGUUUUAAAUCCGGAAAAAGUAGAUUCAUACUCAAAAUCAGGAAGGUCUUAUUCGAAGAGUGCCAAUUCAUUCAUGUUUCGAAUUACUAAUAGCCUUAGCAUUUUAGAGUACGCAAGGUUUCGGGAUUUUGCACACUGUCGUGGAAACGGGUCCAAAAAAUGUUCUCAAGUGGUUGACAUCAAAAAAUCUAGGUAUUGUGACUAUCACCAAGAAAAGAGAGCAGAUAAAGCAGCGUCAAAUAGAAAUGAAAUGGGUACCAACUAUAGAUUAUUUGCUCCAGUGGACAUGAAUGGAAAUAAACAAGUUAUGGUUGUCACUCCUCAACAAGCAGAAAGUCUAGAGCUAGUUCAAGCUUACAAAGAGAAUAAUCAAGUGAGGAGCACAGGUCUUGCAAUUGAAAAUGUAAAAUUGAACCCCCCUAUCAUUCAAAAUAAAAAAAUGGAAAUGUUGAUACCAGAUUUUUCUGAUCCACAGACCAUGGAGAACAUGAAAACAGAGGAAGAAAGAAACAGAAGCAAAUUCUCAUCCAUAUAUGCAAGUCAAGCGUUCAAGCAUUCAAAUAGGGUGAACAAAGAGGCUUUACACAGGCAAGAAAGACUAAGGGAACUAGAUAAGAGAUUAAGAAAGAAGAUGCUCACAGAAGAUCCUCGACUUAUGAAAAGAUAUGAAAAAGCUAGGUCCGCUACGGACUUGAAGAGAAGGAAGGAGAAACUUGGUUUAAAUCUAAAAAAGGAACUUGAUGAAGCAAGUAAAAAUGAAAAAUCUUUGAAGAAGGAUAAACUUACAGUUAGUGCCUUGGUGAGGGAAAGAGAGGAAAUUGAGGAGCAAACAAAAAGCUACAGAGUCAAGAAGUCUUUAUUGCCUCAUAAUGACAACAUAGAUGUAGCAAUCAGUGCUGGUGGUUUGGAAAAAGAGAUACAGCUUAGCAGCGACAGCGAGAGUGAAAGUGAUUCUGCUAGUUAUGGAACCGCCAAAAUUCUAGAUCACCACAGUGACUCUGAUAAAAAUUCUCGUAAAUAAAAGAGUAAUAAAUUACGUAGUAAAUCUUGUAUAAUAAUAAAUGGGUAUCUAUUUUAGCUUCUACACAAAAAUUUGUAAGCGUCCAAAG
This is a messenger RNA of Pichia membranifaciens NRRL Y-2026, 2072 nucleotides long. RefSeq lists its product as hypothetical. The record is from RefSeq and is a predicted model, not a curated record. The coding region runs from base 26 to 1984 and encodes 652 amino acids. Gene Ontology annotation, cellular component: replication fork protection complex; nucleus. Gene Ontology annotation, biological process: DNA replication initiation; DNA replication. The transcript is spliced from 2 exons. NCBI's taxonomy places the organism in Eukaryota, Fungi, Ascomycota, Pichiomycetes, Pichiales, Pichiaceae. Gene Ontology annotation, molecular function: single-stranded DNA binding; DNA replication origin binding.